Dibothriocephalus latus is the source of this 603-nucleotide messenger RNA. The record is from the annotation of a GenBank genome assembly. Lineage: Eukaryota; Metazoa; Platyhelminthes; Cestoda; Diphyllobothriidea; Diphyllobothriidae.
AUGAUCCACCGAAAAAUCUUACACGCACCAGCCUCCUACUUCACGGCGAUUUUCCCUUACAUUAUGCUGACCAUUUUGUUGAUCCGAGUGGCGCUUUUGCCUGGUUCAUUGGAUGGCGUAAAAUACUACCUGACUCCUAACUUUGCUGAACUCAAAGAUGCUACCGCCUGGACGGACGCUGCAACGCAACUCUUCUUCUCUCUCAGCUGCUGCAACGGUGGCCUGAUUACACUCUCCAGUUAUAAUAAGUUCAACAACAACUGCUGUCGGGAUGCAAUUCUAGUGGCCUGCAUAAAUUGUCUCACAUCCAUCUACGCUGGCUUUGUGGUCUUCGCCACCCUUGGCUUCAUGGCCGCGUCGCGAGGCGUCGGCAUUGAAGAUGUCGUUGGUUCAGGUCCAGGGUUGGUGUUCAUAGUCUACCCGGAAGCCCUUGAUCAAAUGCCGCUCCCUGCCGUCUGGUCGGUGUUUUUCUUCCUCAUGCUCGUCACUUUAGGCAUGGGCAGCGAAUUUCCUAUGGUAGAAACACUAAUCUCCACCGCUCAGGAUGAAAUUCGUCAAUACGGUUAUCUUCAAACGAAAGCAUCACAGAUCAUAUUCCGGUGA